Messenger RNA from Phlebotomus papatasi, 1668 nucleotides. RefSeq names its product lufaxin-like. The record is from RefSeq and is a predicted model, not a curated record. The transcript has 2 exons. Bases 44 to 973 code for a protein of 309 amino acids. NCBI's taxonomy places the organism in Eukaryota, Metazoa, Arthropoda, Insecta, Diptera, Psychodidae.
UUAGUUUCAUACGAAUUCGUGAAAAGUCAAAAUCGACUUCAAGAUGAAGUACGUUUGGCCUUGUGUUUGCCUAUUAUUUUUCGACUGUUUCGUCUUAGGAUUGACCAUGCAAGUGAUAACGUUAGGCGAUGGAGAUGAAUAUCAAAUCGGAAAGUUCGAUAAUUCUGAUGAAGAAUUCUUAGACACAGAUUUUGACUUCUUAGAGAAACCUUAUAAAUCUAAAAUGAACAGCAUAUACACUGGAACUCACUUCAUUCUAAACUAUGUUGGACGUCCAAAGACCUGUAUAUCUUCAAUUACUGUUCUAUCUUAUGAAGAUGAUACUCAAAAGAAAUCGACGCAGAACCCUAAGAAGAGUAAAAUUUGGUGUCAAAAAGGGGGAAUUGGGAAGAAUAAUUGCUUACUUGUGUUCAGGAUGAGGACUAAACGAGAAAAUGCUCGGGUUAAAAUCUUUGGAGUUAAGGAACCAUGUUCUUUCAAGGAACGCUAUCUGAAUAAUAUACCAAAACAAAUCGAUGCCUACGGUCAACGUUAUCAAUUUUCAAAGGAAUAUCCGAAUUGGAAUUUACCAAGAGCUAACAUGAAACAAUACCAGCGUUUGGACGACGUAAUUUACGUAAAAGAUGGUUUGUUUAACGUGCAGAGGAAUUAUCUCGACAAAUCGGACAAGUUCACAAUGGCUAGGGAAAAAUUUGUUCCCGACAACACGUUGAAGUUCACAAUGGAUUUCACAAACAGUGGUCAGUACAGAAUCAGUUUUUUGGAUAUUUACUGGUAUCAACAGUCUGAAAAAGGAAAACCUAAACUACCAUAUAUCUAUUACAAUGGACAGUGUAGUUCUACAAACAAGACUUGUCAAGUAGUUUUCGAUGCUGAUGAACCUAUGUCUUAUGUUUUUGUAAAAGUGUUUAAUAAUAAGAACUACGAAGGAGCUCGUCUACUUGCAAAAGACCUUAGUCGUUCAGGAAAAUAGUCAUUUGUUUGUGAAAUAAGGUUUUAACUAAAAUAGAAUUAAGUGGUCUUCGGACUAAAAGUUUAGCCCAGUUCCCGAAGAUCUCAAAAUCAUAAAUGACAAAAGAGAAAUAAAAUAAAAAAAAAAAAUAAAUAAAUAAAAUAAUGCAUCAUAAUACCUUUAAAAUGGGUCCCGGUCAAAAUCCCGAAAAGGAAAUCCCAAAUGCCAAAAUCCCGAACGUCAAAAUCCCAAAAAACUAAAAUCCCAGAUUCUUGAAAGUGUCAUAGCAACUCCCACGAUUGCACCCGCGCUUGCUAGAGGCAAAGGGAUUUUUUUCUCUUGGGAAAUUAUUUUACGCAUUAUCCUCCAUAUAAUUUCAUCCCUUUCAGGAUCUUGAACAUUCGGGAUUUUAGUUUUCGGGAUUUUGGCUUUCGGGGUUUUGGCGUUCGAGAAUUUGACUGACUCCGCCUUAAAAUACAUACAAUUUUUAAUCGAGAUUUUCCAAAAAAUCUCGACUGAUAAGAAAUUAGAGCAGUUAGCCAUAUGGCUAAGUUUUUCGCAUUAUAGUAUUAAAGAAUUUGACAAUAUUUUACAGUUUGUAUUUACUUUCCUUUAGAGGAAUUCAACAAUAAAAUGAAGCAUGUAUUUUUUUUUGAUAAAUUUAUGUAUUAAUAAGCAAACUGUUAGAAAAAUAAAGUUAAAACCAUAGUCUCAAA